Molecule: messenger RNA, 2364 nt
Organism: Xenopus laevis (African clawed frog)
Lineage: Eukaryota; Metazoa; Chordata; Amphibia; Anura; Pipidae
Product: monocarboxylate transporter 4
Exons: 5
Coding region: 217-1692 (491 amino acids)
Source: RefSeq, a predicted model, not a curated record
AGCUUGGAUACAGGUUACAUUUUCUGGAUUGCUGGAAACAGAACAUAAAGACUUGGAGGACAUUUCUCAGAUGAGUCAAGAAACACGUUUUAAAAAAGCCGGAUUACUAAAGAAGAUUAAAAAGCUGGAUUCAGAAGCUGUCCUGGCUAAACAUUCUACAUUAAAUGUACCUGAGAUAUUGUCCAAAAUAAGAACUGGUAGUGAAACUGUGUUACUAUGGGAGACGCAGUUGUGGAUGAUGGGCCAUCUGACAUUAAGGCUCCUGAUGGCGGAUGGAGCUGGGUCGUCCUCGUUGGCUGUUUCGUGAUCACUGGAUUCUCCUAUGCAUUUCCCAAUGCCAUCAGUGUCUUCUACCAUGAACUGAUUGCUGAGUUUGAGAUAGGAUACAGUGACACAGCAUGGAUUUCUUCUAUUCUACUGGCUAUGCUGUAUGGGACAGGCCCUCUGGUUGGCAUCUGUGUGAACUGGUUUGGGUGUCGCCCUGUUAUGAUGCUGGGAGGUCUCUUUGCCUGUACUGGGAUGGUGGCCGCUUCAUUCUGCACCAGCAUUAUCACUAUCUACAUCUGUGCUGGCAUUGUCACAGGUUUAGGCCUGGCAUUGAGUUUUCAGCCUGCCCUGAUGAUGUUAAAUCAAUACUUUAACAAGCGGCGCCCACUGGCUAAUGGAUUGGCUGCAGCAGGAAGCCCAGUGUUCCUAUCGGUCUUAUCACCUCUUGGGCAAACACUCCUGGAUACAUAUGGUUGGCGUGGAGGUUUUCUUAUUAUGGCAGGAUUAAUCUUUAACUGCACUGUAUGUGGGGCUCUGAUGAGGCCACUGGUAGCUCCCAAGAAGGCAAUAGUGGAACAAGCAAAAGCAGACAUCAAUAAGAACAUUGAGAAAAGCCGCAGGAAAAAGUUAAUUGAUGCCAAUGUGUGCAAACAUAAAGGAUUUGUUAUCUACACUUUAGCUGCCACCAUUAUGUCUUUAGGAAUUUUUGUACCACCUGUAUUUGUGGUCAAUGUUGGUAAAGAUAGUGGAGUUCCAGAUACAACAGCAUCUUAUCUCCUCACAAUCAUUGGGUGUAUUGAUAUCGUUGCAAGACCCAUAUUUGGCGUUAUUACUGGCCUCCCACGCAUUCGACCUUACACACCCUACAUAUUUGGCUUUGCCAUGUUAUUUAAUGGCUUUACUGAUCUGAUGGGCUCUAUAUCAAAUUCAUUUGGAGGACUGGUUGUAUUCUGUGUCUUUUUUGGAAUCUCCUAUGGAAUGAUUGGUGCGCUGCAAUUUGAAGUCCUGAUGACUGUUGUCGGCACAAAAAGAUUCUCCAGUGCUCUGGGACUGGUCCUCCUGGCAGAGGCCUGUGCAGUUCUCAUUGGCCCACCUUCAGCAGGACAAAUAUGGGAUGGAACAGGAAAGUACCUAUUCGUGUUCAUUUUUGCUGGUAGUGAAGUUUUGCUCUCAUCUUUGGUUUUUACAACGGGAAAUAUCUUCUGCAUGAGGAAAAAAGGAGAAGAGCCGGACUGUAAAGAAAGAAGUGCAGAGAACGGAGAAUGUAAAAAGACAGAAGAUAAUAUGAGAACUAUCUUAUUAUAUACUGUGCAAAUGAAAAUGUUCACCACUGACUUAAAGGAAACUGAUCAGAAUGAGAAUAUCAAAACAGAGAUUAAGAAAAAAGUGAAACGAAUUUGGUUAAUACCUCAGAGGGCAAAAUAAAGGAAAUCCAAAAGCUUAUCCUUCAGGAAUUGAAUAGAGCAAGAAAUAGGAAAUCUAUUUGAAUCAUGUGUAGGAUUUGAUCUAAAUAUUUUUAUAUCUUUUCCCAAUUGAUCCCUUCCCACUUGAAGUACAAAAAUAGUACUUUAAUCUUCAAUGGUCUACAACACGCAAAUAUCUAGGAGUGUACAUAUCGGAAACGUUGGAUACACAGAUGUAUGCAAUAAAGAAAAUUUGAUUCACUGAACAUUGGAGUCAGGGCCGGAUUUACAUAGUCGGCGCCCCUAGGCCCACUAUCGUUUGCCGCCCCUGUCCCCUUCAGGGGAACAGGAGCAAUAGGGAUUGGCGCACGGGAAAUUUAAAAAAUAAUUGUAUCUCCAGCGCAUCCCCAGUGUUUUUGAACCAAUGUGGGUGUGGUUGGGCAGCAUGCCGCCCCCCUAAAUUCUUGCGGCGUGGUAUAAUCUUCCACUCCUUGGUCUAAUCAAUUUAUUUAAAAAGAUUCUCCUUUCCAAAUGUACAUAUUUUUUUGGUCAGCCUCCUAUUUUACCCAGAAGCUUUUUUCAUAAAGUCAAAUCCCUUUUGACAACAUUAUAGCGGGCUGCUUCACUGCCUAGAACAGUUUUCAGUUCAGUUGUUUUCAGAUUGUUCCCCAGAAAUAAAGACUUUUUUCAAUUA